Messenger RNA from Podarcis lilfordi (Lilford's wall lizard), 17223 nucleotides. NCBI's taxonomy places the organism in Eukaryota, Metazoa, Chordata, Lepidosauria, Squamata, Lacertidae. The record is from the annotation of a GenBank genome assembly.
AGCGCCUGCUCGGCUGCAUUCGCUUGGCUGUCGGCGGAGGGAGAGGUUAGCGCCUGCCUGGGCUCCGCCUCGCUCGCUCCGGCGUGGCCUGUGGCUCGGACGGCGUCGGAAGAUGCUCCUAGGGAGGCCAGCGCAACAGCAGCAGCGGCCGGGCGGCUGGGACCGCUGCCGGGUAGGCGAGAGGCUGCAAGCCGCCCUGGCCGGCCUCCAGGAGCUGCAGGUGCUGCGGGAGAAGCAGCGGGCGCUGGUGAGCGGGGCGCUGGCCGAGCAGCCGACCGCCGACGGCAGGCAGGCGCGCAGCAAGGAGCGGCGCCUCGAAGCCACCCUGAGCGCCCUGAAGGAGCAACUGGUAAGGGGUCUCCCGCCGGCGAGGGAGUCUGGCCGCUGCGCCACAACUGCGGCGGGGGGCCAGGGGAGAGCGGGGAUCCCUUGAUGGAUCCAGGCGCCGGGGAUCCUCCAGGGGCCCCUCCUUUGCAUGCAGACGCGCCCCCCUCCUCCUCUUUCCAGGUAGGACCGGGACAAAUCCUGCCUGGAACUGCGGAGAGCUUCUGCCAGUCAGAGUAAACCGUGCUAGGUUAGAAUCCUAAAAGUUGGAAGAGACCUCGAGGAUCAUCUAAUGCCGUGGUUCCCAACGUGGGGCGAUUUGAUUUUUAAGGGGGGCAUUCGAGAAUGAGUUAUGAACAGUGAAUGGCCUUUUAGGCAUACUCCACGUGAAUCGGAGUUCACUUUUUGAAUAAGAAUAAUUAUAUGUCGUGGGAGGGGGGCAUCAGGAUUUUAGAGGUGCUUAGGGGCAUGGCCAAAAAAAAAAAGAAAAAAAGGUUUGGAUCCACUGAUAUAGUCCAACCGCCUGCAAUGCAGCUGGCUCAUGCAGCGAAUCGAACCCACGACCUUGGCAUUAUCAGCAUCAGGCUCUAACUAACUAAACUAUGAACCACAUUAAUUGGACCGGUGGUCAUACUCGGUUGGUACCUCUGGCCAGGCUACCAGUCUCAGAUUUAUUCUAUUUAAAUCCUGUGGUGAGUGAAUUUAUUCUCACUAAAUGGUUCCAUUGCAGUUAUAGAGCCAUCAACAAGUCUAUUAUUUGCUGGCUGCAUGAUAGCAGAAUUAUUUCAUUCAUGCUUAGGCAAACUAUGCUUUAGGGGCUUUUUAGGGACAGCCUACAUUGGCAAAGUAAAUCUGUCCUGGAGCAGAGCCUCAUUAUGAUCUGCCUUCCCCCUAACUAUACACACACCCUAGUUGCACAAUUUUAGAGCUGAUCCCCUAAUUUAGGUUUUAUCUAUUUAAUCUUUCGUUUCCACUAGAGAAUCUAUGGAGGAUGGUGGUUUGAAGGGUGAUGACUGAGAGUGCACAAGUUAAUUGAAGAGAUCCAUAAAAAAAGGUUCAAAGACUGUUGGGUACAUUGUAAAAUAGUAAUGAAUAGUUUGGUUUUUUAAAAUGCAACAUUCAGGGCUGUGUUGUUGCAAGGUCCGAGAAAGGGUAUGUCUGUAUGUAUGCGUUUGAUGUAAAGAAUAACCAUUCUAUGAAACAGGGAUGUAUGAUAAGGAAUAAUUAAUUAAGGAAUCAAUCUCUUAAAAUUACGGGAUUAACAACCCUGAACCAGUCCAUGUUAUCUUCUGCCUUAAAUCUAAGAGGUGUUUCGGAUGCUGCACUUUCCCAGUUACAUUUGUAACAUUUGUAUUGACACAGUCUCCAUAGGCAAUUGUCACAUUUGACAAACUUUCUUGCUUUUUCGGAUGUAACAGCUGAAGCUGCUCUAAAUCCGUGUAAUAAUACAUUUCCAUUAGUGGCUACAUGUUUUGACUAGGCUCUUAUAUACUCUUGUUGUCAGUGAGAAACUUCUUAUGGGUAAGUGCACUUGGAGGCUGAAUUGCCUUUGAUCUGCUCCACCCAUUACCUGAUGUCUUAUUAUUUUGUUUUUUAAGCCUCAGCCUCUCAAUCCAUGGAAGUAAGUCCUAUUGACUUAUUUUAUUGGAACUUGCUUCUGAGUAAACACAUUUCAGAUCAUCCUGCACAGUCCUAAAAAACAAUAUUUUGCCAUAUCAGUUGCAAGGUCUCAAUGAAUAAAUUCACUGAAAUGUCAUGGAAUCUGUGAAGAACUUAAAUUUCUGGUUUAGUGCACUAAAUUUCUGGAGGGUGGGAAUUUUGUUUUGAUGUCAUUCUUUAAACAAGGCUGAAAUAAUAAAUGUGUGUGACCCUGUGUAUAUAAAAUACCAUUGACUUGGGGACCUUUGGUUUUGGGGUUUGGCUUGGGUUUUUUUAAAAAAAUAAAGCAUAUUCCUGAGUGUCUUAAGAUUGGUAUUUGAAUAAAUUCAAGAACUUGUUUUGCUAUUAACUGGAAAUGUAGAGAGAAAUUCACAUCAUACUGAAAUAGCAGAUCUGCAAUGCCUGUGAAUGGCAGCUUUCAUCUUACCUUUGGAAGAAAAGGGGUGCAAAAACUUUGCCACUAGAAGUAUCAUUUGACAGGCUGAUUGGAUGCUGUUCAUUUAAUAUAUUUCAGUCCACUUGGAAAUAUUACAAAAUAAUAAAAAGGCAGCCAUGAUUUGCAAAGAGCAGGAAGGGGAUUAGCAGUGAUCUGGACCAACUUCCUAGAUUGUGGAUGGAAUAAUAUAUGGGAACCUUUGUUCCUCCAGAUGUUGCUAAACUACAGUUCUCAUCAUCCGAGGGCAGGCUUAUUGGAGCUCAAGAAGUUGUAGUUUAGCAACAUCUGGAAGGACUAAGGUUCUCCACACCUGAUCUAGGGCCCAUCCUUCUAUACCAUUGGCUAUGCUGGCUGGGAAUGUUGGAGCUGGAGUCCAACCACAUCCAGAGGACCACACAUUCUGCAUCCCAGGCACACGAUGACCAACUUACUCAAAGGAAGAAGCAAAAACAACACAAAGCAAUUGCUAUUUACUUUUCCUUCAGUUUAAGCAAUGCACAUGUCAACUGUGCUGUCUAACGGGGAAUAGUGCAGAGAGAGUGGAUAAAUAUCAUUUUUAUCUUUCAAAAGUUGGUUGGCAGUAAGCUCAGGAGAGACAAGCACAAAUGAACUUCUUCACUCAAUGUGUAAUUACUUCAUGGAAUUGACUGUCACAAGAUGUGGUGAUGGCCGUUGGCUUAGAGAUGACUUUCAAAACCCAUCACCUGUUCUGAUUAUAACUAGCACAAACAACCGGUGUUGUAAUAACAAAGACUAGAACAGCUCAGGAAAUUUCUUCAGCAUGAUGAUUCAGUGAAAUAUAGUGGCUAGAGCAGACUUUGGCAGCCAGGUGCCCUCAGCUGUUUUGAACCAUAGCUCCCAUCCAAAAUACCCUAUGGAUGCCUGAUUGGUGGAGGCUGGGGCAGAGUGUUGAGUUUCAAAACCCAACUUUUCUCUCUGGUCUGCUUCACACAUUAUUUUGAUACAGGUUUAUGCCUAGGUAUGGCAAAAGUGUACACCAAAAAUUGUGGAUAUGGCCAAAUCUGUUGCAAACUAUGCAUCACACAAGUACAUUUGUUGAAGAGUUGUAAUCGACUGCAGUCAAGUAAACACCCAGUGGUAAAUCUAGGCCUGUGCUUGCAGCCAUUUGAGAAUUUUGAUCAAGUAUCUUAGUUCUCAGCCUUAUUCUGGGGCGAAAAAAGCCUUCGGAAGGAAAAGACAGAAUAAAAAUGUAACACAGAUAAGUAAAACAAUAUGAUGCACCUUAUGAAGGGUUUGCCGCCCCCGCCAAAAAAAGUUCCACAGUGAAAAAGCUCUGGCAGAAAUCAAGUUUGCUUUGAGGCAAGCUUUCUGUCCAGACUCAAAUGCAACAGUGAGUCAGACCAGAAGUAUGAAAGCAAGCCCACCCAUUUACAAGAGGACUUUCAAGUUUACUAGCUCAUGUAUGGUUCCUGGCUUUUUCCUUCAAGUCUACCCUGUCUGAAGUCACACCUGCAUAACUGGCCUUCACAUGCUGCAGACCUCCAAAUCUGAAUGCCUUAUUCAUUGGUGAAGAGGCUAAUAGUCAUUAACUGGCACUACCUAUUAAAUUGAUUAAAUUUAUAUCCAACCCUUCCUCCCAUAGGAAUGUAAAAGUACAUUAGAGGCUUUCUGGCACACUAACUUCUUGCCACACUACAGUGUGCUGGGUUUCAAAUAUAUCUCUCUGUACCAUGGGUAGGCACCUUAAGGCCCGGGGGCUGGAUCUGGCCCAAUCGCAUUCUAAAUCCAGCCCGCAGACGGUCCUGGAAUCAGCGUGUUUUUACAUGAGUAGAAUGCAUCCUUUUAUUUAAAAUGCAUCUCUGGGUUAUUUGUGGGGCAUAGGAAUUUGUUCAUUAUUAUUUUUUUCAAAAUAUAGUCCGGCCCGCCACAAGGUCUGAGGGACAGUGGACCGGCCCCCUGCUGAAAAAGCUGACCCCUGCUAUAUUUCUGGAAGAAAAAUUGUUGUCAUGCUGCAGUUUGCACGGCUGCCAACAGGUGGCCACACCAACUACGGCCUGAGAACAGAACAACAAGCUGCCCAGGCAAGCUGCUGAGGAAGGAACACUGUUUGAAAGAGGAGAGAAGGCAUUUUUCUGAAGCCUCACCCCACCCCCCCUUCCAUUAAAUAUCAGUGGAGCGGUGUUUAAAGGAGGCUGGCAAGUGCUACAGAGAGUGGUUUGGCAAAGCUGCUCUCUAAAGUGCCUCCCUCAUCGAGCAUCACUGUUUAAAGGAGGGAGGGAGGAGCUUUAGAGAGCCUUUGGGUAUAUGUAUUCUGUCUGAAAUACUUUUCUGUGUUAGAAUUCUGUGUUAGAAAACUUCCAGCAGUCAUAUGGGUCCUUUGGGUAAGCCACAAGUAAACACCUUGUAAUUUAUUUGCUAGAAACCAGUCUGAAUGACUGCUGGAAGAGUUGCCAUGUGUUUCACUACUCAUGCAAAAAGGUAUCAUGUCGCACCAAAACAUGGCCGAAUCUUAAUUGCCUGCAAAACACCUCCUCCAUGCCACCAUAAACUAUUACAAAGUGCACACGUGGUUUCCUGCCCCCCCCCCCAGAUCAUCUGUUUCUCUUCGCCCACACUUUGCACUUUGUUUUGCUUUGGUUUUGCUCAAUAUCCAGCUUGAUGCAUUGUUCUUCUUAAUAAGUCCAAAGCUUGCUUCCAUCUUUGUGACUUUUCAGUCAGCCCUAAUAUAGUUUAGCAGUGUUUAUUUUUGCAUCCGUUGCCCUCCAAAUUAAAACAAGCAUGUGAGGGGGGAAAUUUUUUGCAACUCCUACAUCCAGUGUUGAAAUAGAUGGCAUGAUCAAAAGAGGAAAGUGAUUGAAUUUGUGUGACAUCAACUUCUUUUUUUAAAUCCCUGUGCUUUUUGUGUGUGUGUGUGAAGUAGCAAAUAUAUAUUAGGACUGGAAUUCGUUUCUGGGGUGGGGGAAUAAUGCAAUCAAAAUGUUAUAGACUUUAAUCUCUCCAGUACUGGCAAUUACACACUUCAGUAAACUCUGAGUUAAUUCUGAUCUCCCCUGCCCCCUCCUCCUUAUUGGUGUUAGACUUGGCCAUCAGUUAUCAAUCAGGUGUGAAAACACAAAGGGUAUUCACUAACUGUAGGCAGCUUUAUCAGAAGGCAUCUCAGAGUGAAAAUUGGCUUUAACCUUCAGGGGCUGCUUAAGCCCCACUUGUGAAACAUUGCAGCAAGCAUGUCUUGAUUAGAGUCAAAAUGGCAGCACAAGUCUACUGCCAACCACUUGAUUACCUGUCAUUGAUAAUGUUAACUAAUGACUCCACUUUAUUUUAUGGAAGCCCAAAGAGAAUAUGAUUUAAAACAUUUAUGGCUUGCUCAAGGCCAGCAGGUUAAUAGGAACACCCAGUGACCUCUGACCAAAGCAAUCCAUUCCUAUUUGACAUACGUGCUUUGUGCUGUAAGAGCUCAUUUGUAUGUGUGUUUUGUUCCCAGUAAGACUUGAAAAUAGAGGAUUAGCUUAUCAAGAUAUGGCAGACACUUGACCGGGGUUUAAAACAGGGGAAAAAGAGAGUCCAUGGUGUUCCCCUUUUUUUAGGAGAGACAGAGCUUUCUCUCCAUUGGUCAGAAGGAAUGGGUUGAGUCAUUUUAUCAUAGGAAUAGUAGCAUGUGGUGUUUGGGGAGGAAACUGCUGCAUUCUUGGCUAUCCAAACCAAUUUUGACAUAGCUAGCAACAUCUGGAACUCUGGAUGUGUAAAUGGUAUCUUUUCACUAAUGUGCAUUCAGCCCAACCAGAGUGUUUGUUUACUCAGAAGUAAGUUCCACUAAACUCAGAGGCACUUGCUUCACAGGAUCUAGAGCAGGCAUCCAAAAACCUGGCCUUCCAGCUGUUUUGGGACUACAAUUCCCAUCAUCCCUGACCACUGCUCCUGUUAGCUAGGGAUGAUGGGAGUUGUAGUCCCAAAACAGCUGGCGGGUCAAGUUUGGGUACCCUAGAUCAGGCAUCCCCAAUCUCCAUAUCACUUAUCACUUCCUGUUCUGCCCUAGCCUGGAUAGCUCUGUUGGUUAGAGCAUGGUGCUGAUAAUGCCAAGGCUGUACAUGAGGCACUGGGCCCAGAAGCGCAUAGGCAACUAGCACAGUUAUCUCAGAAAUAGGUGCUACAUUGUCCUCCCCAGUUGUGCCUCUCAGCAAUUUUGCAGCUGUAUUCUGCAUUAGUUGAAGCUUCUGAACAACCUUCGAGGGAAGCCCCACAUACGGCAUGUUACCCCAAGAUGGAAGGUUACCAGAAUGUAUAUUGUGGUCACCAAGUCUUCUCUUUCCAGCAAGGGCUGUAGGUAGCAAAUCAGCUGCAGCUGGAAAGAGGCACUCCUUGCCACUGAGGCCACCUAGGCUGGACCAAGCUGGAUCAAGGAGCCUGAGUUAAGGACCUGCCCUUUCAAAGGGAGUGUGACCUUGUCCAAGUCAGGCCAUCUCCUCACCUCCCAGACUUGAAAACUUAAUGCAUGCAAUGCCUCCCAUCUUUUUAUGGGUUCUGUUUCGGUUUAUUGGCCCUCAUCCGAUUCCAGCCCAUUGCUGCCUCCAAGUAUCUGUCAAGAGUCUGAGUGGCCUCUGCUGAUUCAGAUGGAAAGCAGAGCUAAAGCUGGAGUAAUCAGUGUACUGAUGACACCCCACUACAAAUCCCCUGAUGACAGCUGCCAACUGCACACAGGGUCUUGCUACACAUCACUCAUCUGCUUCCUCAAUGGCAUGAUGGAGAUAGUCUUAAUCUUUUUUCUCUUUGCUCUCUUGCAAAGCAUUCUAGGACCAAUCACUUCAUCCUCCGCCCCAAACUGCAAAACAUAGUCAUGCCAUAAGAUUUUAUCUCUGGUAUCAUCAGUAUACUGAUUACACCUCACUCCAAAUGCCCCGGUGACAACUCCCAGCAGGUUAAUAUAGAUGUUCAAUAUAAUAGGUGUGACAAAAUGGAGUCCCAUGGGCUGCUGUGUUUCCACUCCUACUGCAGGGCAGGGCAGAUCCCAGCAGGUGACAAUGGAGGGCUACUGUUAAGCACCAUGGGAAUUGACCUUGCAGGAAUCCAUCCCCAACGCAUGCUUGACCCAUGGAGCUGAUGCAGAAGGAUAACAUGACUAAUGGUAUCAUAAGCUGCUGCUGUGAGGUAGAGGUGGAUCAACAGAGUCACACUUCUCCUGCCUAUCUCUUGGCAGAGGUCAUCAAUGUGUCUGAGGUCAGGGAAACCAAGUCAUUUUCACUUCCAUGUCCAGGUAUGAUGCUGGAGUGAAAUGAUAACCCCAGUGUUAGAAACUGAGAUAUGAAAGCUAGGAGCUUAAACGGCACCAUAAACCUAGGUUAUGCAUGCAACAACAGAAUGUCUAGGUGCACUUUUUCAUAACAAGAAUUCUUGUUGUCAUGUCCGACUCUUCCUGACCCCAUGGACCAGAGCAUGUCAGGCACUCCUGUCUUCCACUGCCUCCCGCAGUUUGGUCAAACUCAUGUUGGUAGCUUCAAGAACACUGUCCAACCAUCUCAUCCUCUGUCGUCCCCUUCUCCUUGUACGAUACGAUACGAUACGAUAUCUUUAUUGUCAUUGUCCCUUGCGGAACAAUGAAAUUGAAAACUACCACAAAACUACAUAAAACUACAUAAAAACUACAUAAAACUACUACAAAACUACAUAAAACAUUCAAAAACCCCUAAAAACUCUAAAACCCCAUUUUAAAACACACUAUAGUACAGAAACCCCUUAUGCUGCAUUUAGAACCAGAAUUGCAUUAGCGUAGAAACUGUUUUUCAGGCGGCUAGUCCCAGCCUUUGUGCCCUCAAUCUUUCCCAACAUCAGGGUCUUUUCCAGGGAGUCUUCUCUUCUCAUGAGGUGGCCAAAGUAUUGGCACCUCAGCUUCAGGAUCUGCCCUUCCAGUGAGCACUCAGGGUUGAUUUCCUUAAGAAUGGAUAGGUUUGAUCUUCUUGCAGUUCAUGGGACUCUCAAGAGUCUCCUCCAGCACCAUAAUUCAAAAGCAUCAAUUUUCCGGCGAUCAGGCUUCCUUAUGGUCCAGCAACAUAACAUAUAUAAAGAAUACAAAGCUGAAAAUGAAUGAACUGCAGCUAAAAUAUUAUGUUCAUUUUUCACAUGGUCUAGUCGUUACCCUGCCUGCCCACCCCCCAAAUAUUUAACCGGUUGUUCAACACUUCUGUGUCCAGGGAUAUCUUCUAAAGAAAGAUGCAUCACUGUCUCCUUCAAAGCAAAGGGCACUUUCCCCUUCUCACUGCAAGACAUUAGUCUAGCUUGUGCUGAUGGAACAAUUGCCAUAGUGCUACGAUGAAUUCCUCCCAUCGAUCUGUGGUGAUUCCCCUAUGGCAGGCAUGUCCAACUCCCAAGAGACAUUGAUCUACUCCCCCCCCCCCCAAAAAAAACUGGCAGUGGUCUACCCUUUGGAUUGACCAAAGUUGUUGGACUUUUGGGGGGGAGCCUUCACCAAAGUUGUUGGGCCUUUUCUGGGAAGCCAAAGUUGUUGAGCUUUUAUCAUCAUCAUCAUCAUUGGGUGAACAAUCUGGAUCACGUAAUCAAGCAAGAUCGAGCAGGCAUGCCCACGAUCAACCGGUAGAUCGCAAUCAACCAGUUGAACAUGCCCACCUUAUGGGAUUUCCAAAAUAUUUGAUCAGUUCCUCUGAUAUUGGCCUACGUGUUGCAUAAGAGUCCCACAGAUUUUGCGCUUUUACUGCUUAAGUGUAAGCUAAUAUGAUUUGCACAAAUUUCUCCUUAGCAAAAUUCCACUAGGAGCUAGCAGACUCCAGGAUCAAACUUUGGUCUUUAGCAGUUGGGAGUUAAUGGGAAGCGUUGUUUCCCAGCAACAUGAGACCCACCUCACUCCCCAUAGUAGGAGACAAUGGGGAAAGAGGAAAGGGUUAACCAGGCAAAUAUAAAUCAUUUUCUGUUGGUUAAAGUGCUGUAAAAUUACAAACAGAUCCUGGAGGUGCAAUAAAUUAUCUUUGAAUACCUGAGAGCCUUGUUGAACGCUUUGUGGCCUCUCUGCCAUUAAUCAGAAACCACAAAGGGAGGGAUUGGCUGGCAAAACAUUAAUCAUUAAGCAAUUAAUUCCAGCCAUGAAAACAAAACUCUGAUUUCCUGAACGGGUGAGGCUAAGGGAAGCAUAGUGUUUCCUCCACCACCCUCCAUGCAGAAAAUUCAGAAAGGUAAUGCAGAAGUAUUAAAUUGGCAUCUUUCUAUUUCAAAUGUGAAUGAUAACUGUCCCAUGUUUGAAAUUUAAUGAAUCCGAACAUUUUUGGAACAAGUUUUGUAGUGGACACAAUACUUUGUAGUAAGGACACUUUGGGAAGCUGUGCCUCAUGUACAACUGUCUAUGGGUGCUGAGAGAAGUAUAGCAUAACUUCAUAUUUAUAUUGGUAAAACUAAGAUUGAAGUCCACCAGAUGUGUGGCAAAGUCCUCUUUGCUUCUUGUGGUUUGGGACAGAUGGCCAAACCAACAGGGCCUCUCCCUGAGGGAUAGGAUCUCAAGCUCUGUACAGAUGCUACCACCAUGUGAAGUUGGGCUGCUUGCACUGGACUCUCCUCCGAGAUCCUCGUCCAUACUGACUCCGCCAUCAGGCCUUCUGGUCUGGGCUCACACCAACCAGCACAAUGAUGGGGCUUCACAUCACUCCUCCUUUUCAUCAGCUUGUUUGUAUGGGGAGGGGGAGAUCUGCAUCUGUUGCACAGGUGGAUGGUCUAGGGCAGGCAUGGCCAAACUUGGCCCUCCAGAUAUUUUGGGACUACAACUCCCAUCAUCCCCAGCUAACAGGAUCAGUGGUCAGGGAUGAUGGGAAUUGUCCCAAAACAUCUGUGGCCAUGCCUGGCCUAGGACCUAGGCAAAGAGAUUGCAGCCUUUCUUAUAAGCACCACCUCAGUAAUUUGUUAUUUUUUAAUUGCUGCUACAACAGCCAAAUUGCUGGGCUUCAUGAGAAAACACUUGAGGGAAGAUGGGGCCCAUGGCCUUUAAUUUAGCUGUCUCCACCAACACACACACAAGGUCUUAGUCAUAAGAACAGAAAUAUAAGACAAGCCUGCUGGAUCAAGCCAGUGACCCAUCUAGUCCAGCAUCCUGUUCUCACAGUGGCUAACCAGAUGCCUGUGGAAGGCUCACAAGCAGGAUCUGAGCACAGCAGGCUCUUUGGGAUAGCACCGUGCUACUGAAAUGGCAACGCUUUUAACAAUUCUAUUCCUGAACUGUAAAUCAAGAAUGUGUCCAUGUUUGAAUGUACUUUGGGCGUCAAAAGACGCUUGAAAACAUAUUUGUUUUUCAAGAAGUCAAUACGUGGACAGUGUCAUUUUGUGUUACAAAGUCUUUUAUCUAGAAAUUUAUUAAGUCAGUGUAACUGGACGUAAUGCCAUUUUGGCCCAUUGGCUUUAUGAGCCUGCUCUAUGCCUCUUUUGAAGUCACUGAAAUUUGCCCCGUUGCAUUUUGCUGGGAAUUAAAAGGGCUCCGAGGUGUUCAGAUGAGGAAAAGACAAGUUAAUCCAUGGGUCUGAAAUUAACAGAAUGUUUAGUGAAGCAAAUAAUAGCUUGCUGGUUUUUGAACAUACUGUGCUUUGGGCUCACUCUCCCCGGCCUAAGCUGAGAUCCAAAAUAGUUGUUAAGAAUGCAGCCAAACUUUGCUCUUCCCCUUUCAAACCCCCAGCCUUUUAUGCUGCCCCAAAGGUUGUUGCCUGGAGUGGCUAGAUAGGGGCCCCUCCAGACGUAACAUGGGAUGGGAUGCUUCACAGGAACAUAGGAAGCUGCCAUAUACUGAGUCAGACCAAUGGUCCCUCUAGCUCAGUAUUGUCUGCACUGAUUGACAACAGCUCUCCUGGGUUUCAGCCAGGGAGUCUUUCCCAUCCCUACUGGGGAUUAAACUGGAUGCUUCCCGUAGGCAUCUGUGGAUUUUGCAUGAUACUUUCUCCCCAGGGAGGCUCACCUGGCACCUUCCACACUGCAUAUCUUUAGGUGCCAGGCUUCUCUAUAACCAGACCUUUGGCUAGUUCAACAAUCUAUAAACUUUUAGGUGUGUUUGUAGGAAGGGAGUUUAUUGGUUUGUUAUUUUUUGGUAUAUAUUUUGUGCUCUCAUUUUGUAUUUUUCUAUUGUGAACUAGGGACACGGGUGGCGUUGUGGGUUAAACCACAGAGCCUAGGACUUGCUGAUCAGAAGGUCGGCGGUUCGAAUCCCCACGAUGGGGUGAGCUCCCAUUGCUCGGUCUCUGCUCCUGCCAACCUAGUGGUAUGAAAGCACGUCAAAUGCAGGUAGAUAAAUAGGUACCACUCUGGUGGGAAGGUAAACGGCGUUUCCGUGCGCUGCUCUGGUUCGCCAGAAGUGGCUUAGUCAUGCUGGCCACAUGACCCGGAAGCUGUACACCGGCUCCCCCGGCCAGUAAAGCGAGAUGAGCACCGCAACCCCAGAAUCGGUCAUGACUGGACCUAAUGGUCAGGGGUCCCUGGGUUCUUCCCUGGGUUCUUCAGGUGAAGGAAAGUGUACACAGUUAAUUACUAAAUAAAACAAAUACGGUAAGUAGUUCGACUUAUAACAUUAUGUCAUACGGUGGAGAGCAGGAAUGGUGGGACUAAUCCAUUUUUGGUGGAAGUCACAUAAAAUCUGAUUUGGAAUUCAGAAGCCCCCUGUGCACAUGUAGAAGCUGCUCUUAGAGUGUUCUGGGAGCUCACACCAGACCAGUGUUUUCAAAGUGAUCUUUUAGAAAGUCUCUUCGAGUUCAGUGAGACUUAUUCUCAGGAAAGUGUAUGUAGAAGUGAAGCCUAAUAAGCUGUUUUAAUGGACUGUUGUAUUUUUUAAAAUAAUGCUUUUGUUUCUACCAGUUUUAAAAUAUUACUUACCCCCAAAUCUUUGCAAUAUGAUGGAAUAUGACUUUAAAUAGUAUACAUUUACAUAAAUAUAUAAAAUACAAUUUGCUUCCAUAUCUGCAGUUCUGUCAACCAAGUUGGUUUUCGCUCCAUUCACAAGUGUUCUAAUCAUUUCAUUCUAGUAUGAUUACCUUUGCAGUGCUUACUCUAGUGCAUGUGUAGCCAAUGUUCUACUCACCAGAUGUUGAUGAACUACAGCUCCCAUCAUCCCUGAUCAUUAGCCUGGGUUGUUGGGAGUUGCUGUCCAACAGCAUGUGGAAAGCACCACAUUGGCUUUCCUUGCUCUAGUGUAGUGCUUCCAAAACUUGGGUCCCCAGCUGUUUCUGGACUACAGUUCCCUUAAUCUAUGACCAUUGGUCCUGCUAGCUAGGGAUGAUGGGAGUUGUAGUCCAAAAACAGUGGGAGACCCAAGUUUCGGAAACACUGCUCUAGUGUGUCUAGUUUGUUUGGGGUAUGAGAUCUUCCAUGUGGCCAUUCUGUGUGUAUUGUUCCUCUGAAGGCGGGCUUAACCCUGACACAAUUUGGGCUGGUCCCUUAGAACUUUUCUGAAAGUGUCUCGUUUUCACUCUCCCAUUGCUAACAGUCACGUCUGAGGAGGCAAGAUGUCGGGUUGAAAGGCCACCUGGAUCAGCUGGACCAACAAAUUAGUGAACUGAAGUUGGAUGUUGGCAAGACCUCCAUUGAGUAUCUUGACAGUGACAGCAGACCCAGCUCAGGUAAUGUGAGAAUUGACUGUUGAAGGAUAUCUAUGUAGUUAUUAUUUAAACAACACUCUAGAUUUUCCACAGAAGACUGAUCCUUCUGUAAAAAGAAAAACAUGGGAGUGCUUCGCUUGGGUUCAGGGUCAUGCUGUACAUGUGUUCUCUGUAAUCCGGAAAAUGUCCUCUUUAUCUCCUCACAGGCUUUUAUGAUCUGAGUGAUGGCGGCUCCUGCUCCCUGUCCAAUUCCUGUACAUCAGUCUUCAGUGAAUCCAUCUCUUCUUCUCAUGCCAGCCUCUUGCCAAGUUCCCAGCACCCCAAGACCCGUCUCAGCAUCUUCGAUUACCGCCCCAAAUCUGCGGAUGAAACCACGGUACACAACCAGUUCCAACAGCAGGGAGCCUACAUCGGUGAUGAAUGCCGAAUCAAAGCUUGCCCUGAUAUUUCAGGGACUCCUACCAGGUCCAGGCCAAGGCCUGUUUCCACAGGUGACUACACAAACAUCCCAUUAAAGCUUUCAUAUCACCUUGCAUCUCCUCAGGCAUGAUGGUGCUUUCCAGUUCAGUUGCAUCACACAUUUAUAUGGGAGGCAUCAAGAGUUAAUAGGACAAGUAAUGUAAAGCAUGAGUGAAACCAUCCCUAAAUUCUUUUAACCCAUCUUAAUCAUUCCUGUAGAAAAAUGAAAACUCAUUUUCUGGUGUGUGCGUACACGUGUACACACAUACAGAGAGUAAAAAAGAAAGAAAGAUGGAAGUCUAAUAUUGUGUUUCAUUUUUUUCUGAAAGAACUUAUUGGUGAGGACCAUAAUGGUGGGUGUAAGAUGUAAUGAGCUCUUGGGCAUGUGUAUCUUUCUACCAGUGGGGUGCCUGAGGCCCUAUUUAGAUGUUUCAUUAAGGACUCAGGAAUCAGCUUUAUAGCAAAGGAAGUGUUCAAGAAGCGAAAUAAAGUUCAGCACUGCCAAGUUUGGGUGCAAUAAGAUUUUGAGAGCUCCUCUCAUUGCCCAGUAAAAAUACUCCAGAGAAAAAUGAGAAAAUGAGAAACGAGAAAAAUUUAGUCUUUGGUGUCUUGAGACAGACCUUCAUUUUUACGUUGUUGACUACCUUUUUAUAAUUCUGUCCUCUUACCAGGUGACCUUGAAAGACUCGCCCUGGCAGAUGCAGGAUAUCCUAAAGUAACUGACCCCAAAUCCUUUCCUCUGCUUUCCCCCGGAGGGGAAAUCCAGUUCUUCAGUGUGGACCCCAAAUACCAGAGUGACUUGGUCUCCAAAAGCGGGAACGAAGUGUAUCCUUACCCUAGUCCUCUUCACGCUGUGGCUUUACAAAGUCCACUUUUUUCCCUGGCUGGGCCCCCGUCAGAAAAAGAGGCUCACCCCUUGCCUAACAAAGUUGCCCCUCACGCUGUUGGGCCCAGUUUGAUUAGGACACUGCCCGUUGCAGAGUCCAGGCCAGGAGGUUACAUCAACAAACUGCUCCAGCUGACACGCUCGAGAGGAAACAAUCAGGCAGACGCCGGUGAGAGGUGUCCAACAAAGAGCCAGCCAUUCACAAUGCUCCAGAGGCUCAUUAUAAUCCCCAGCCCUGGCGGAGUGAAAAUUAACAGCAGUGGCAGCCAGAUGGAAAAACAAGGGAGCUCGCUGCAUGGUAACAAAGCGGAGGGGAAGCUGCGGAGGGGAAUGCCUGAAGGGGAAUGUGCCAAACAGCAGGGGACUCGGCACAGUGCAAAUGUUGAGCAGGCAGCUGCCCCGGCCCAUGCAGAGUCUCCGCUGGCUGCGAAUGGCUGCUACUCUGCCAGUUCGUCAGCAAGGGAUUCUCCUCUGACUGAAGCCGGAGAAAGCAGCCUGGAACGCAGCUCUUCCAGCUCCCAGCUCGGAACAGAGGAUUCUAGCCUGAGCCCCGCAAACACCAAUGUCGCCCCAACCAAGAAAUCUCACAAGAAACCUGUCAAGGCAGGAGGCCAUGACCUGGUGCCUCAGGGUGGCUUUGUUCAUGCCAAGUUUGUCCCCGCAGAAUCCCACCAAGUCAGAGUCAGGUUUGCCAACUCUAAAACGAAGCCUGUGAAGGUGAAGAGGAGAAGCAGCGAGAAGGUGCCGAGGCCUGGGAAGCAGGCUUUCUUUGUGGAGAAGCCAAGGGGACUCCACCAUGUUGCUGCCAGGCUGCCCGUUGAGUGGAGUCUGCCUCAGAGGCAGCUGAGAGGAAGGAACCUCAUGAGGAGGCCUACUUUUGCUGGGGAAGCUACAGGGAGGUCUUGUUCGGAGUCCAGCCUGUACCCUGUGCCGUUCAGACUCCCUCAAGUACCCUCUGGGCCUGAACUCUACCAGGCCAACGCCCUGUAUUCUCUCGAAGCGGCCUACAUAGACACCACCAACAAGAAAAAGCAGCGUAAGUGGCAGUCUACGGUGGAAAUCUCGACGAAAACCCAAGUGGCCAGCCUUUCAAGCGGCUUUGCCUUGGGGCCACCAAGGCAGUCGGCGCGGAGAGCGGGGAUUACCCGCUCUGUCACAAUGAGGGCCCGUUCCAAGAACCGCCACCCCUUUCGCCCUGGUGCAUAUGCCAGAAGUGAGUCCGAUCACUCUGAAUACUCUGCAGAGUGUGCCUCCCUUUUCCACUCCACCAUUGCGGAGACCAGUGAAGGGGAAGUCAGUGACUAUACAGCCAACCGCUUUGGGGACAGCGAGUCCAGCGAAAGUGAUUCAGAGGGCAGCAGCAAUGGCAGCAGCCUGACUCUUGACUACGACGAGCAUGAACUGGUCUGGCCAGAUUCUUCUCCCAGGCAGCCAGCAGCUGUUCCGACUUCGUCCAAGUCUCUUCCACCAAUGCCCAAACUCUGUCGCAUCAAAGCUUCAAAGGCCCUCAAGAAGAAGAUUAGGAGAUUUCAACCGGCCUCUCUGAAAGUGAUGACCAUGGUUUGAAGUGAGAGGGAGCAUCUGUUUUGGCAGCUGCCUCUGUUUGCAAAACAAAGGAGGGGAUUGAGACUUAAAAGGAUUCUGUUAAAUGAAAUGUGAUGAAAUCCCUAGAUCGCUGGGCAAAGGACCUUUUCUUAUGUGCUAAUGCCUUUAUGGAUGACACUGCUACUCUUUACCUCUUUCUGGUUUUUUUCUUUUGUGUGUGUGCGUAUGUGACUUGAUACCCCGCCCCAUUCUGAUAGAGAUGAAGGGUUUAGAUGAGAUGCCCCCCUCAAACGGAUCCUGUCUGAUACAUAUUUUGGGAAGAUGUGCCGCCUGCAACACAUGGAAGAUUUCCCAAAGUUGCCAGGGGAGAGAGCAUUGCAGUGGUACCUCUAGUUAUGAACUUAAUUCAUUCUUUAGGUCUGCUCUUAACCUGAAACUGUUCUGAACUAGAGGCGUGCUUUCUCUAAUGCAGCCUCUUGCUGCUGCUGCGCCGUCGGCACACAAUUUCCAUUCUCAUCCUCAGGCAAAGUUCUCAACUCGAGGUAACUCUUCCAGGUUAGCAGAGUUUGUAACCUGAAGCAUUUGUAUCUCGAGGUACCACUGUAUUACUAAAGAUGGCACUGCAGCUUCCUCUUCUUUUUGCUGAAGAUAACUUUUUAUUUUCAAGGGGAUCUCCUAACAGUUCAGAAGCGCUCACUGUACUGGCCUUCCCCAGCCUUGGAUGCCCACCAGAUGUUUCAAACUUCAACUCCCAGCAUCCCUUAACAUUGGCCAUGCUUGCUUCAGCUGAUGGGAGUUGUGGUCCAAAACAUCAGGAGGGCAACAGGUUGGGGAAGUCUGCAUUACAUGGUCACAGCUCUUUCCCCAUAGCCAUCCAUUGCUAAUAUUGCUUACCCAGUAGCUCAUCCAUUUUCCUUUGAGAUAUGCCUGUGGUAGCCAAUCUGGUGCUCUUGGACUACAAAUCCCAUCAUCCCUGACCAUUGCCUAGGCAGAUGUGAGUUGUAAUCCAGCAUGUAAGACACCAUAUUGGCUAUCAUUUAAACAUGGGGGUUAGGGUCAGAAAAAAAGUAUGUUGGUCAGAGGAAUGUGCCAGUAUUGCUAUGUCCCAUUUACAAAUUCAACAGAUUCAGCAAAAUAUAACCCUGACCAUAACAGCUGUAAUCUUUUUCUAUUAAGAUGUUUGUGUGAGUGUUUUUAAAAAGUAUAUCUAUGUGGGUCAACUGCAUUCCGAACACUGUGUCACACACAGCACGUUAAUAGCUGCUGUGGCUGAGAGCAUAGCAUCUCUCCUCUGAUUUAUUGCAGGCUCAAUAAAUGCUAUGAUGAUCCACUACUCUAAACAGCUGUCUGGUUUCCUUGUGUUUAAAAGGUAGGGGUGUCAUUUAACUAUU